Molecule: messenger RNA, 1351 nt
Organism: Musa acuminata AAA Group (dessert banana)
Lineage: Eukaryota; Viridiplantae; Streptophyta; Magnoliopsida; Zingiberales; Musaceae
Product: squamosa promoter-binding-like protein 14
Exons: 3
Coding region: 93-1208 (371 amino acids)
Cellular component (GO): nucleus
Molecular function (GO): DNA binding
Source: RefSeq, a predicted model, not a curated record
AGAUGCCAACUCCGUCUCCUCUUCCUCCUUCCCUGCUGCUAGUGGAGCACAUGGUUGGGCUGUGAGGCUGUGCAUCGAGCUUCAGCAAGCAAAUGGAGAUGAGUUCGAGCUCCCUUGGGGCCUCGGCAUCCCGUAGCUCCAAUGACACCCUCCACGGGCUUAUGUUCGGCGAGAAGGUCUAUUUCGAGGAUGCGGUUGGUGGCGGCGGCAGCGACAGCACCUCCAAGGCACCUCCGGCUCCGUCGACGGCGCCGAAGAAGGGGAAAGCGGUGGUGCACGGAGUUCAGCAACAGCCACCCAGGUGUCAAGUGGAGGGGUGCGAGGCGGAUCUGAGUGGGGUGAAGGCUUACUACUGUCGGCACAAGGUCUGUGGGAUGCACUCCAAGGCACCCAAGGUGGUUGUCGGGGGAAUGGAGCAGAGGUUCUGUCAGCAGUGCAGCAGGUUUCACCAGCUGAGUGAAUUUGACCAAGGGAAACGCAGUUGUCGCAGACGUCUGGCGGGCCACAACGAGCGUCGAAGAAAGCCGCCCUUCUCUCCGCGCUAUGCCCACUUGGCGCCACCAUCCUUCCAUGAACCCGGCAGAUUCAGAAGCUUUCUAAUGGAUUUCGCUUACCCCAACAUUUCGAGUUCCACUGGCGCAAGAGACAUUUGCCCUACUGUCAGGGCCGGUGAUCAGGUGGCGACUAACCACUGGAAUGAUGUCGUAGAUGCUCCAUCCGAUGCGGAUGCAGCUGCAGCUGCUGCUGCUGCUCCGGUGCACGGAGCCGGAUCCCGAUCCCAUCCAUACUCGCAAGGUUCGACAGGCCAAAUUCUCUACUCUUCCCCGGAGUUUCCGCCCGGUGAGUGUCUCGGAGGAGCCUUGGAUGCCAGCUGUGCUCUCUCUCUUCUGUCAACUCGGCCACGGGGCGAUCACACAUCCAGAAGCCGCCGACUCCCAACUAUUUCCGCAAGCGGUGGUCUCAACGCCUCCUCCUCCAUCUUGGCUCAUUCCUUGGUCUCCAACAAUCACACGGCCAACUCCGCGAGUUUUGGACACCAAGGAAGCAGGAACAGUUGGCAUGAGAUGGGGAUGGAUGCGGCAGGUGGUUCUCAUUUUUCAGGUGAACUGGAGUUAGCCCUGCAGGGAAACGGGCAGUGCCUCGGCCAUGGCUUGUUGGGCAGGGAAUACGAUCACUCAGGUCAUAACAUCAUGCACUGGUCUCUCUAGACCUUGCCACCAUCAUUUUGCUGCUCCGAGAAUUCUGAACGCUAUGGGUUGGGAUUUUAGUGUCAUCAGCAUCACACACAAUUUUGUUCAUCAAGAGGCCAAAGACUAGUGUGUGUGCCUCGUAAUUCUGUAGCUUUGGGGUU